AUGAACCCACAAAAGUUAAAACAAAUCUUCCUCUACGGUGGAGUGACCGGUUUGACAGCUUUCCUGCUAUUCAAGAACCAAGCCAUAUUUAACAGCCAGCAACAACAAUAUCAGUCAUUGCCUUCUCAACCGGAACCGGAAUUUCUAGGGAAACUGACCAAUCGGCAGCGCCGUUUCCUAAGCUUCGCAUCCGUCGAAGCCGGUGGCAAAAUCUACAUGACUCCGCAGGAUUUCCUGCAAUCAGUGUUGGAUCAGCGGGCUCAGCACUGUUUUCGGCGGAACAUACUGACCCGGGAUCGAAUCGAUCGAUAUCAUAGGUCACUAGAGUUGAUUCCGGAAAAUUCCGUUAACUUCUUUCGGAACAGCUCCCAUCGAGGGUUGCUCUCGUUAGCCGACUAUCUAUUUUUGAUUUCGUUGCUGAUUCGUCCAGAGUAUGCCACUCAGAUAGCCUUCCGUAUGUUCGACCUAAACCAAGAUGGAGUGGUAACGCGGGAUGAGUUCAACGUUAUCCGGAAAGUUGUAUCGAUAGGUAUUCGAAGUUUAAGAAAACGAGAAGAAACUAGCGAAGUCUUGGGGAAACUAUUAACGGAUUCAACACAUGAAUUAACCAGUUUGGAAGUUCACUUUUUCGGUCUAGAUGGCAACAAGCCACUGAAGUAUGAGGAUUUUUAUCGAUUUAUGAACAAUCUGCAGCUGGAAAUCCUGCAGAUCGAGUUCGGUCGAUACUCGAAGGGACUGGACACAAUAUCCUACGAAGAUUUCGUUCGGCUUUUGUUGAAUUACUCCCAGCUGGGUCCGCGCCUCUUUGACAAGUACCUGGCAAGAUUGAAAGGUCUUCAAGUCUCCCAACCACAAAGGAUCACAUUCCAGGAGUUUGUCCAAUUCUGUCAGGUUCUGAAAAACCUCAAUGAUUUCUUCGCGACGGUUCGAUUUUUUCACUCGGGAGAAGGUCUGGUUUCGCGGGAAGAAUUUAGCCAGCUGGUCAGAGCUUGUGGAAUCAGCAGAAUGGAGUUGGGUAGCCAUUUGGUUGACGUGGUAUUUGCUGUGUUUCAUGAAGAUGAUCUACCCGGGACACUUUCAUUGGAAGGAUUUCUAUCGAUGAUGCGCAAUAGACUGCUUUACAGAAGAGAUCCUCGGCCAGUCGGAUGGAAGGCCUUCAAACGGUGUUUACGUAGGCAAAUAAAGCUCAAUUCUAGAAGUUAUGCCGUGUUGUCCAGUUUUAUUAUCCCUUUUAGUAGUUGA
Molecule: messenger RNA, 1242 nt
Organism: Uranotaenia lowii
Lineage: Eukaryota; Metazoa; Arthropoda; Insecta; Diptera; Culicidae
Product: calcium uptake protein 3, mitochondrial-like
Exons: 1
Coding region: 1-1242 (413 amino acids)
Biological process (GO): mitochondrial calcium ion homeostasis; calcium import into the mitochondrion
Cellular component (GO): uniplex complex
Molecular function (GO): calcium ion binding
Source: RefSeq, a predicted model, not a curated record